CUCAGUCUGUGCCGGCAGCAAACACCAUGGCAGCCCUCGUACUGAUGCCUUUACUCUUUAUUGGCAUGGACACUGCAGGAGCUGCUGUGAGACCUGUGAUUUCUCUCUCCCCAAACUGGACCCCAAUAUUCACAGGAGAAUCUGUAACUCUGACCUGUAAUGUGGCUCCUACUGCCCAAGGGAACCUGGAAUAUUCCUGGUACAGUGAUGGACUCUGGAUACCUGGGAAUCAGCAGAGACUUGAAGGAGAGAUUCAUAGUGGGAAUUACCAGUGCCAGGCUGGUGCCAGUGAGAGAAGUGAAUAUAUUAGACUGGAUGAGAGUUCUGGUGAGUCAAUCAGAUCUGAUCUGUUCCUACAGACUCUGUCACACACACACACCACAGAUUCAGCUGUAAAGUUUAACAUGUCAGACAUACAAUUCCUCACUUACCUGUACAGUCACAGUCACAGCAGCAACAACACAAGACUAGUCACACUAUGA
This is a messenger RNA of Xenopus laevis (African clawed frog), 482 nucleotides long. Its product is annotated as Fc receptor-like protein 4. The transcript is spliced from 3 exons. Bases 27 to 482 code for a protein of 151 amino acids. The record is from RefSeq and is a predicted model, not a curated record. Lineage: Eukaryota; Metazoa; Chordata; Amphibia; Anura; Pipidae.